GGCUUCCAAUUGGGGCCCGCCGAAUUGUCCGCGCGCGGCGGAGGGGGCGGGGAAAAGUCGGCUUUGAAUAAAAGCGCGGGAGAAAGCGAAGAUGGGCGAUCUGCUUGCAGCUGAAGUUGGGGUUGGGCAGAAGAUGGCGGCGGAGGCCAGGGCUGGAGAGCUCCUGGCUCAGAUGAAGGACGUGCUGACCUCCGAGGGCCAAAGCAAAGAAGAAGCAGAGACACAGAUCCCAGCCCGGGUCUUGGCUGAGCAUGCAGUGAACACCAGGAAGACUCACAAACUGAUGUACACUCAACUACAAGUGAUGAAAUUCCUUCUGGAUUUCCUUGACUCAGCCCCCUGUAUCCAGGAGGACUCUAAUGCAGCUGUUCGGAAGGAGAUGAUAGAGGCAAAACAGCAGUGGAAGGCGCUCAAAGCAGAGUACCAGCAGCAAGUGGAGUUGAUCAAGGGGGCUGUGCCUCCCCUAUUGGCCAAACUGAAAGAAGGGGAGAAGCGGUCCCAGCUCUUGGAGAGUGCCUUGCAGCGCUAUCAGGCCAAGAAACAGGAGAUGGAAGACAAGGCAAAGAUUGCCCGCUCCAAGCACCAGAAAGCACAGCAGAAGAUUUUGUGUGAGCAGCAGCAACAGCUAGAAAGACGUGUCGCAGGGCUACAGGAAAAGCUACAGAAGCAUAGGCAAGAGCUGCAAAGCCUGCAGGGAAUUGUGGAGGAGCAAGAGGGCCAGGUUUGUGCCUGGAGAGAGAAGCUUCAGAGAAUGCUUGACCUCCAGAGCCACUUGGAGAUUCUGCGUGGUGUAAAAUUAAUUUCUGUCUCAGAGACCGAUUUGGAGAUUGAGCUGACCUCUCCUUCUGAGCCCAAGACCUCUGAUCCCCACCAUCUGAAGGUGCAUUUACACUGGGCAGAUGAUGGCACUGUAACACUCCAGACCGACAACCCUUUCUUUUCUGCCUCUGACCUUCCCGUGGGCACUGCCAGUACUAUCAGAGGUGUCGUCUUGGAGCUACAGCAUAAUUUCUUCCAACAGGCACAGCUUCUGUCUGAGAUUGAGUUGCUGCAGAACUGUUUUGCCAUUGACUGGCAGCAAGAGAAGAGGCUGUUGCAUUACCUGAAGCCAUCCUCCACUUGUAGUCUCUAUGUAGAGCCAGGUUAUGCUGCCAAUGGAGAAGUCCGCCUCAUUUCUGUAAAGAGUCAACAUGGCACAGUUGAUGUGACUUCCUACCGGCCCCCACAGGAGAAACCUUCAUUGAUGAACUGGCUGGUAUAUCUUAGUACAGUAGACUUCAGUGCUCCUUUCCUUGCCCAAAAAGCUGACGAUGUCUGUGCAUCAUGACAUGGAAUUGGGACUAGAAUGUUUUUCUGAAGGGAUACCUCCCUGAAGGUGUGAGAAAGAAAUUAGAUUUAAUUGGCGCCAUUUGCAUCCUUCAGGGGUGUUGCACUUGUGUAUGUGUAUAUGACUAUGUUGCCUUUAUCUCUCAUGCUACCUUUUCAGCAUUAAAUUUCCUCUACCUUGACUAAAUCUUUCUUUCCUCUCACUCUUCCCUUCUGACUACUCUUCCUUAGUUUUUCUGUUAGUUAUGAGUUCAGUAAAAUAUUAUGUGGAUGUAAACAGAAUAAAACAACAUUAUAACAAUAAAUUAAAAGGCAUCAACCGGCAACCAAAA
This is a messenger RNA of Anolis carolinensis (green anole), 1658 nucleotides long. Its product is annotated as ZW10 interactor. Lineage: Eukaryota; Metazoa; Chordata; Lepidosauria; Squamata; Anolidae. The transcript has 10 exons. Gene Ontology annotation, biological process: mitotic cell cycle checkpoint signaling. Gene Ontology annotation, cellular component: kinetochore. Bases 92 to 1327 code for a protein of 411 amino acids. The record is from RefSeq and is a predicted model, not a curated record.